Messenger RNA from Sordaria macrospora k-hell, 2253 nucleotides. RefSeq lists its product as uncharacterized. NCBI's taxonomy places the organism in Eukaryota, Fungi, Ascomycota, Sordariomycetes, Sordariales, Sordariaceae. Gene Ontology annotation, cellular component: endoplasmic reticulum; membrane. The record is from RefSeq and is a predicted model, not a curated record. Gene Ontology annotation, molecular function: dolichyl-phosphate-mannose-protein mannosyltransferase activity. Gene Ontology annotation, biological process: protein O-linked glycosylation via mannose.
AUGGCGGCCCCCACGGUAGGCUCCGAGCGAGCCACCAUGGUCUCCGGUGCCGACCCUCUUGGAGACGCGGUCCGGAGACGCAACGUUGCUUCUGUUACUCCAACUGCUUUCGAAACGCCCCAGUCCGUGGACAACAAGAAGGCUGUGGUUCCAGUGAAGAAGGAACAGAGCUUCCUCGAUUCCAUCGCGAGCCGGGAGUGGAUCAUUGCCCCUCUCGUAUUCACGUUCCUGGCCUUCUUCACGCGUUUUUAUAAGAUUGGCCUCUCUCCCAUUGUGACAUGGGACGAAGCCCAUUUCGGAAAGUUUGGUAGCCACUACCUCAAGCGCGAGUUUUACUUCGAUGUCCACCCUCCUGCCGGAAAGCUCCUCGUUGGUCUGAGCGGAUUGCUUGCCGGUUACAAUGGAUCUUUCGAGUUCAAGUCCGGCGAGACCUACCCCGAGGAAAUCAACUACACCUUCAUGCGCCAGUUCAACGCUUUCUGGGGAGCCGUGUGCGUUCCCAUGGCCUACUAUACCGCCAAGGAGCUCCGCUUCAAGCUCCCUGCCGUCUGGCUCGUCACUCUCAUGGUUCUCUGCGAGAACUCGUACACCACCAUUAGUCGCUUCAUCCUCCUCGACUCUAUGCUCCUCUUCGGUACCGUGGCCACCACUCUGUGCUGGGCCAAGUUCCAUAACCUGCGCAGGAAGAGCUUCUCGCCUGAGUGGUUCUCCUGGCUGUUCUUGACUGGUCUCAGCAUCGGCUUUGUCUGCAGUGUCAAGUGGGUUGGGCUCUUCGUUACCGCUCUCGUCGGUCUCUACACCGUUGAGGACCUUUGGAACAAGUUCGGCGAUGUCAAGAUGCCCCCUAAGGUUCUGGCUGCCCAUUUUGCCGCUCGUGUCGUCGGCCUCAUCAUCCUGCCCUUUGCGAUCUACCUCAUGAGCUUUGCCAUCCACUUCAUUGUUCUGACCAACUCCGGCCCUGGCGAUGCCCAAAUGCCCUCGCUCUUCCAGGCUAAUCUGAGAGGUACCGAGGUUGGCAGAGACAGCCCUCUGGAGCUUGCUCUCGGCUCUCGCGUGACCAUCAAGAACAUGGGCUAUGGUGGUGGCCUGCUUCACAGUCACGUUCAGACCUACCCUGAGGGCUCUAACCAACAACAAGUGACUUGCUACCACCACAAAGAUUCCAACAACGACUGGUUCUUCUAUCCUAACCGCAGGGAGCAAGCUUAUGAUGAGAGCUCUGACGAGAUCCGUUAUAUUGGUGAUGGCAGCACUGUUCGCCUCAUCCAUGCCCAGACCGGCCGCAACCUUCACUCCCACGAGAUACCCGCUCCCAUGACCAAGGCCGACAAGGAGGUCUCCUGCUAUGGCAACCUUACCGUGGGUGAUGAGAAGGACCACUGGAAGAUUGAGGUCGUCAAGGACACCAAUUCUCGCGAUCGCUCCAAGAUCCGCACUCUUACCACUGCCUUCCGCUUGAAGCACGAGGUUUUGGGAUGCUACCUCCGCGCUGGAACCGUUAACCUUCCUCAGUGGGGUUUUAAGCAGAUCGAGACUACCUGCACCAAGACCAACAACCCCCGUGACACCUAUACUCACUGGAACGUUGAGUCCCACACUAACCCCAAGCUUCCUCCUGCUGAGCCCGGCCAGUACAAGAACCAAUUCUUUCAGGACUUCAUUCACUUGAACGUUGCCAUGAUGACAUCGAACAACGCUCUUGUUCCCGAUCCUGACAAGCAGGACGAUUUGGCUUCCCAGUGGUGGCAGUGGCCUAUCCUUCACGUUGGUUUGAGAAUGUGCAGCUGGGACGACAAGACCGUCAAGUAUUUCUUGCUUGGCAACCCUCUCGUCUACUGGGGCUCCACUGCUGGUCUCGGUGUCUUUGGCCUUCUCGUCAUUUGGUACACUCUCCGCUGGCAGCGUGGUUACAACGAGCUCAACCAAGAUAGCAUUGACCAGAUCCACUAUGCUGGAAUCUACCCUGUCAUCGGCUGGUUCCUCCACUACCUGCCCUUCAUCGUCAUGGGCCGUGUCACCUACGUUCAUCACUACUACCCGGCUCUCUACUUCGCCAUCCUCUCCUUCGGUUUCCUUGCCGACUGGUUUUUCAGAGGCAAGAGCAAACUUACGCAGAGCAUUGGCUUUGGUAUCCUUUAUGCCACGGUUAUCGGGCUUUACAUCUUCUUCAUGCCCAUCAGCUGGGGAAUGGUGGGCCCGAACCAGCAGUACAAGUACAUGAAGUGGUUCGACAACUGGAGAAUCUCGGAUUAA